This is a messenger RNA of Gigantopelta aegis, 863 nucleotides long. RefSeq lists its product as uncharacterized. The transcript has 6 exons. The coding region runs from base 285 to 863 and encodes 192 amino acids. Lineage: Eukaryota; Metazoa; Mollusca; Gastropoda; Neomphalida; Peltospiridae. The record is from RefSeq and is a predicted model, not a curated record.
UCUGCUUGUCGAAUCUGCCGCGUUUGAGACGAAGUUAAAAUUAGCAGUUAAUAAGUCAGGAAAAAACACACGAGUGACAGCUAAUCCAUUGUAUUAAUUAAUUACUGUCACGUGUUUCUCACCCACCUCUGCUAAAAACACACGACAAAGUAUCGCCAGUGAUAUUCGAUUUCAUUACGGCACCGCAUAAAAGUCGCUAGUCGACUUUCACUUCCUUUCCAAGCCGUGACGUGUGAGGACCAGACCAGAGGAACGUUGCACUCCAAGGCACAUCCCUGAAGACAAUGGGAAGCAAGGAUGCAAUUCUUCAGCUAACCGUGUUCGUGCUCCUGACCUUACACAUAUGGGCGGAUCCAGCCAGUCAUCCCGUCAAGGAGGUGGUCGGAAAGAUGGAUGAACUACGACAACAUAUUGCAUCACUCACGAAAUCAGUGGAAACGUUAGAGGAAGGCAUUGAAGAAAUCAUAAACCCCGAGGACUGUUCUGUGGGCAUCAACAACCCCUACUGCUCGCUGGCGAGUCUAGACAAGCUCUUGCACCAACAGGAAGUCCUCUCCAGUCACACGAUGCCUGGCAAGCGAUCCAGACGAGAAACAAAUGAAGCGGAGCGUGUUAACAGAGUUAUUAACGAUCUUUCCAGAAAACAGGAGUUUCUACGAUCAUUAAAGAAAAUGUUAAACGAAGCAGACAUCAACAUCCAGACAGAAAAGAAGAGAUCGUGUAACUUCAACCUCGGCUUCCACUGUCAGACGGACGAGUACUCCAACAUCGUCGACAUGUACGACUUCUUCAACAGCGCCAUGAGUCCCGGCAAGCGGCGCAAGAGGUCGCAGCUGAAAAACAGCGCACACAAACACCAAUGA